This is a messenger RNA of Spathaspora passalidarum NRRL Y-27907, 2703 nucleotides long. RefSeq lists its product as uncharacterized. The transcript has a single exon. Gene Ontology annotation, biological process: protein phosphorylation. The record is from RefSeq and is a predicted model, not a curated record. Bases 1 to 2703 code for a protein of 900 amino acids. Lineage: Eukaryota; Fungi; Ascomycota; Pichiomycetes; Serinales; Debaryomycetaceae. Gene Ontology annotation, molecular function: protein kinase activity; ATP binding.
AUGUUUAAGUUAAACUUCAAAUCAGGCAUAAGAGGAACAUACAACGUUCUGGACAACCCGUCCUUUGUUGCCGAACCAUGGUCCAUCUACCCUGGUAAACACAGAUCCAACGGGAAGCUUGUGUCUGUGUUCAUUUUCGAUAAGACCAAGUUUGAGCUGCAAGUGAAUCGAUUAUGUUCCACCUCUUCCGCAGCCAAGAACCCCAAAACCAUAAUCAGCGAAUGCUAUGAACUCAUCAAGUUUGAAGUGAAUCAAUUAAGUAAAUUAAAGCACCCGCAAAUCUUGACGAUUUUUGAAGUGUUGGAAGAAACAAAGACAAAAUUCUUGUUUGCCAGUGAACCAGUGGUGGAUAAUUUACAAACAAUCAGUCACAACAACUUGGACGACUUGUCUAUUCAAAAGGGUUUGUUGCAGAUUGCCAAGGGGUUGCACUUUUUGCAUUCAUAUUGUUCAAUCAUUCAUUUGAAUUUACAACCAGAAUCCGUGUUUGUUAACAGUCAAGGAGAUUGGAAGCUUGGCGGGUUUAGAUUCUUGCAAAACCUAAAUGAAAUAUCUCCUCUGGAAAGAGAAAACUUUUACAUUAUGAAUAGCUCAUUUGUUCCAUUUGCCAAUUUGAACUUGAACUUUACUGCGCCAGAAUUAAUCAUCGAUUCCCAUACAAAUUUAUCAUUUGCCAAUGAUAUUUGGUCAUUUGGUAAUUUGAUCUAUUACUUGUACAAUGAUCAUGAUUUGUUGAUCAAUUGUUUUGAUUUGAACAGUAUUUCUGAUUACAAGCAAGAAUUUAGAAAGUUUGAAAUGAAAUUCUAUAAUCACAAACCGUCAGAAUUGAAAUACAUGUUGAAGAAUAUCCCCGAAAAAUUAUACCCAAUCUUUCCUCAAUUAUUGGCAAGAUACCCCAAUGAUAGACUCACAUUGGAACACUUUAUUGAAUGUGAGUUUUUCAAUGGUAGUAUCAUCAAAGCCAUGUGGUUCAUUGACGAGUUUUCCACCAAGUCAAUUGACGAGAAAUUGAUGUUUAUGGAAGGGUUAUUAGUGGUUGAUCCAUCCACAAACACCAACUUGAUUUCCCAAUUCCCCGCACCAUUCAAAUCCCUGAAGUUGUUGCCAUUAUUAGUGGAGGUUCUCGUGAAUGAGUUUAACGUGUUGAAUGAAAAUUCCUUGCUUGACAAUAAAACUAAUAAACUUGUAUGUUAUUCUCUUGAAAUCAUUUUGGAUAUUUCGCAAUCGUUAUCACAAUUGACAUUCCAAGAUAAAGUAUUUGAUAGUUUAUUCAAGGACGAUACCAAGAAAAAUGCCAACAAGAUUUUAACGAAAAUGUUGACAUCUUCAGUUAGAGUUAGAUUAACUUUGGUUGAAAAUUUAGCCAAGAUUCAAGAGAAGACAAAUGAUAAACAAUUUAUUGACUUAAUUAAGAAAAUGUUGGAUUUAGUAUUGACUUCAUCACCUAAAGAAUUAGAAGCGGAAAAGGAAACUCAAAUUAAACUUCAAGAUUCCUUUUUGCAAUUUUUACCCAAAGUUGUGGAAAGAAUAGAAUUCCCAUACAUUAAAAACACCUUGUUUCCCUUAUUAUGUCAUGUUUUUAAAACAACCACGAUUUUAUCCACAAAAUUAAUCACGAUAGAAACGUUUGAAAUUUUGGUAGAAAAGAAGAUUAUCGAUAAAAUUAUCAUUACUGAGCAAUUAUUCCCAGUAUUAAAGAAUUUGAAAUCCAGAGAUAAGAGAGUGGUCGGCACUGUAUUAAACUUCUUUUUGAGGUUAUCUAAAAGUUCCCAUGUUUCGCUAGAGUUAGAAUCCAUGGUUGAUUCAGUGUUACCACAAUGUUUAUCCCUUGCAUUUGGAUGUAAUGAUUGCACUCAACUGGAAUUCAGAAAGUUUAUGUCGGUAACCAAUGACAUUCAAAAGGAGUUGGUUGAAAGGAAAUUGAGUUCUUUACCUACGGCUGCAGCUUCCGUUAGUAGCACAUUCAAUGGGAAUGCUAAUACUGGACGACCUACUACGUUUGAAUCAUUGUUGAAAACUCAGACCAUUGGGGAUACACCAAAGGAAUUACCAGGUCCACAAUCCAAGACAAUAAUGCAACCAAGAAGAUCAGGACAGCAUUCUCCUAUAAACUCAUUCAAACCAUUACAUGGAGCAACACAGCAACAGCAAUCACCAGCAAGUUCUUUCCAACCAUUACAUACAAGUAACACAGUGCAACUGCAUUCACCCAUCAGUUCAUUCAAGCCAUUACAGGCGUCCCCUGGAAGUUCGUUCAAAUCAAGAGAAGCUUCCCCUGCAAGUUCAUACAAACCCAUGCAACAUUCUCCUGCAAGUUCAUUCAAACCAAUACAACCUAGUAGGAAGCAACAAACAUCAUCCCCAACAUUAACUUUUGGAGCUACUACUAGCACUAACAACCCUUCCAAUACGAGAUUAUUAAACACUUUACAAAGUACAUUUGAUAGAAGAAAAAAUCCCGAUGAUGAAUUUGAUGAUUUUCAGCUGGCAAACACUGGCGGAGGAUUACCUAUGAAACAAAUGAAUGACCGUAACAACCACGUCAACAAAUCAUUGCCAACCCCGCCGGUUUCCACACCAAGUGUGAAUUAUCCUCCUGGGUUUAAUUCCAAUAUGAUUUUGGCACCCAAAGUAUCCUCUUCUGGUGCGGCGCAUGGAACCCAAACGAAAAAAAUCAAUUCCGAUUUAUCGGACUUCUUAUAA